Molecule: messenger RNA, 1554 nt
Organism: Somion occarium
Lineage: Eukaryota; Fungi; Basidiomycota; Agaricomycetes; Polyporales; Cerrenaceae
Source: the annotation of a GenBank genome assembly
GGAUAGACUUGGAAGCGGGAUAUGUGUCUUGUCAGACCACCGCCAUCAUGUCUGCCACAACCACAAUGACUUUGGCCAAACUCGAUUCCCCCCUCUGCCUUCUCGCACAUGGAGCACCCAAGCUGCUCAGGUUACCUGUCGAGCUCCUCGAAAUCAUAUCCACCGAACUCGAAAGACCUGAUCUGAAUUUGCUGGCGAGGACGAACAAGCUCCUCAACGUUAUCAGUACUCGAACGCUCUAUCGUGAGCUCACAGGCUUGUCUCAAGAGCAGUCCAUCCGAGCUCUCAGAUCCUUCGUCUAUCCCUCCGAUGUUGAAGAGGCAAGAAAGCGAGCAUUGCAUGUUCGCACACUGCAUCUCGAUUUUUCAAAUUGUCGGGUAACCGCCAACUUCCUCCGUCUCCUCCAGCGAGCUCUACAGACUCUACAUUCACUAAAGGACCUGUCACUCGAAUUUGGCCUGCAAGAUAACCAUUAUUCCAUCGCCUGGUGCCUGAAAGAUUGUCCCUUCCAACUGCGGAUAUUCACGACAUCCAUCAGGUGUGAUGAGGACCUUGCUGCGUUCAUCGAGGGACAGCGGAAGCUGGAGGAGCUUGUACUGCGAGGUUUCCAAACUACCUCACCGUUCACUCUUUCCCCCGAUGCUCUCCCAAAGCUUUCCGCAUUCCGUACCGUUCAUGCAGGAGUACCGGUGUUGAAGGAAGUGAUGAAGGGGAGACCGAUCGAAGCGGUAUCAUUGUCCCUUUUUCAGGAGGAUAAGUUUGAGCCACUGGACACGCUGUUGCUGCCACAGACACAGAUCAAGAGGUUGACGAUCAUGUCUUUGGGUGAUACUCCUCCGGAUAUGCUCCUGCCAGAGAUCGCGGCACGACUUCCCGCUUUGGAGGCCUUGCAUAUCGUUGUGCUCAUGGCUCGAUACAGCUAUGAGAACCUUUUGGCUUCUACCCCGUACCUUACUGCAUUUUCAUCCCUUCGCUACCUCACCUUCAUGACCGGCGGUGGUACCGAAGUCAUUGAAGAUGAGAGGCGAGUCGUGUAUACCUGGGCAAAGGCCUGUUCGACUCUUCGUACCAUCAUAUUGCCCAGAGGCAAGGUGUGGUUCGAGAGGGAUGGUCGGUGGACAUGCUGCGCUUCUGAUUAGUGUGGCGUAGUCGAGACGUCGAUGUCAUGGCGCAUGUGGUGGCGUUGACACAGGGACUUCGAACGAUCAAAUACAAUGUAGCCAUGAAGGGACAAGUGUAUCGGACUAAAUUAUUCAUUAGGUAUGUCCGCCUUAGAGUAUAUGUGACACCAGAGGUCUCAUUGGACUACUCCAUCACAGAUUUGUUUUGUAUCUGCCAGUGUACAUUAUGUGUGUUUGUACGAGAAAACGGGAGCAAAGGUUUCCACAGCGUCAUGAUCGUUGAAUCGUGGGAUAAGCACGAUAUUUGGGACGUGUAGAAUUAUGGACGCUAGAUCGUUUGGCAAUGGUCUACGUGGUCAACUUUGUCACUGGGCGAGGGUGAGCAACUCACGCAUAUUUCUUAUGACACGAUGCUUGUUUCAUGUUUUGAGUA